This is a messenger RNA of Brassicogethes aeneus, 3851 nucleotides long. The record is from the annotation of a GenBank genome assembly. Lineage: Eukaryota; Metazoa; Arthropoda; Insecta; Coleoptera; Nitidulidae.
CUUCACAUUAUCCCAGGAAUUUGUAGUCUGGCCUAGUGUCUUAUAUAUAAAUUAUUUAAAAAAUGACUAUCUUAAACCGUCUUAGAUUUAUGUGAACAAGUAGUGUUGUACAAGUGGCAGAAAGUGCGAUGGAUCACAGCGAAUCAAGAAAACGCAAAAUCAAUCCGAGGGACAGAGCCAAUGCAUUUUCACUUUUAACUUUUUUAUACACCAGUGGCACGUUCAAAAAAGGAUUUCGUAAUGAACUAAUUGAAGACCAGCUAUACGAGGCUGUAAGUAGUUGUCAGUCGAAAAAAUGUGGCGAUAAAUUAGAAAAUCAAAGAGAAGAAAAAAAAAUAGCAACAAUCCGAUUAAUAUAUGAAAGAUUUGGUAAACAAUAUUUUUUCUUGGGAUUACUAGAUUUAAUUUGGCAGAUUUUUAAGGCGACAGUUGAAACAGAUGCUGUGAGUAAUCUGAUUGGAUACUUCAGUCCGCACAGCAAAUUGACCAAAAAUGACGCUUACUAUUAUGCCAGUGUCGUAUUGGGUAUUAAUUUUUUUCGAAUAAUUUACAUGCACAACUACAUUCUGGUUUUGCAUAAGUUUGCGUUGAAAGUAAGGACGGCCUUCUCUGCCUUAAUUUACCGGAAGGCCUUAAGGCUUACGCCUGCUGCGAUGGCGGAGAUUGGUGUCGGCAACAUUGUCACGCUCAUCACGAAGGAUGUGUCCGCUUUCGAAUCGAGCGUUUGGACUAUUAACGACAUGUGGGUCGGUGGAUUUCGAACCAUUUACGUUUCUUAUUUAAUCUAUGCCAAAAUGGGUUGGGUGGGCUUACUGGGAGUAGCAAUGUUGUUUGUCGUCACCCCAUUGCAAAUAUAUCUCGCUAACGUUGUCAUGCACACGAGAUUGGGAACUGGAAAAAAAACUGACGAAAGAUUACAAAUUAUGCAGGAAACUUUGUCUGCAAUAAAAAUUAUAAAAAUGUAUACCUGGGAAAGUUACUUUAAUACAAAUGUCACGAAUGCUAGAAAAAAGGAGUUGAAGAAGUUGCUGAAAGGAUUGUACAUCAAGAUUGUGGUCAUUAUUAUAGGAAUGUUAUCUUCAAAAAUAGCAUUCUAUUCGUUGAUAAUGAUUUACAUUAGACUUGGGUUCACUACCGAUGCCGAGUUUGUUUUUUACAUUUUGGGGUGUUUUAGAAAUCUUCGCACCGUCUUGGCAUUCGAUAUACCAUUUGGAAUGGGGAGAGGAGCGGAAAUGAUUGCAUCCCUCAUAAGAAUUGACAAGGUGCUAAAUGCUGCAGAAUUACCCACAACUGAAGCUGGUGAAAAAACAAAACAAAUGAACCUGGUUGCUCCUGAAAUUGAAUUAAAAAACGUGUCUGUUGCUAUAAACGAAAAAAAUGUUUUAAAAGAUGUUAAUUUGCGCAUUACAAAAGGCUUAACGAUAGUGACAGGGGUUGUUGGUUCCGGAAAGAGCACCCUUCUAAAAACGAUCCUUCAGGAAUAUUGUUGCGAAAAUAGUGGAACGAUAACAGUUAAAGGAAGCGUUUCGUAUGCUUCCCAAGACCCUUGGCUGUUUCCUUCUUCCAUUAAACAAAAUAUUAUUUUUGGACAGGAAUUAAACGAAAACAGAUACCAAGAGGUGGUUAAGGUAUGUGCUUUACGUUACGAUUUGGAUUUGCUGGAGCAGGGAGACGAAACCAUCGUUUCCGAUAAAGGAAUGAACUUGAGCAAGGGCCAACAAGCCCGAAUUAAUCUGGCGAGAGCCGUUUACAAAGACAGCGAUAUCUAUUUAAUCGACGACUCGUUAACUGCCCUCGAUUCCAGUGUGCAACAGCACGUGUUUAGGGAAUGCUUUCAAAAAUAUCUUACGGGCAAAAUAAUCAUAAUGGUUAGUCAAUGCGAUGACCAUUUAAGUCAAGCCAAUAAUUUAAUCAUUUUAAAUGGCGGAUCUGUUUGCUCUUCCGCGUCCAAACCUGAGAACGGUGUUUCCGCAGAGAAACAAACAUACAUGGAAAACCUAAUGAUUAAAGAUGAAAAAAUAAAUAUCGAUGACUACAAGGAAGAUUCAAAAUUAAUCGAAAAAAUUCAAGUGUACCACGAAACGAAGAAAGAGGGAAAAGUUAAUUUUAGCACCUAUCUAAGGUAUAUAAAGUACGGAGGAGGAGUUUUAAUGUUUGUUGUUGUUUUAACCUUUUAUAUCAUGGCUCAAUUCGUAGAUAGUACUUCAAGCACCUUGCUAACAAACUGGGUGGAUUUAAAUCAAAAGACUUUGGAUUUAUCCAACAAUACCGAUUCAUCAGUUUACAAAGAAUCCUUGCAAGAAAGUAGUUUUACUUUAAAUAUGUAUUCUGUUGCAGUGGUAACAAGCAUUAUGUUGGAUUUGAUCAAGUAUUAUACUCUGUUGAACUUUUCGAGGGUAGCUUCACUUAAUAUACACAAGGCCAUGUCCAACUCCAUAAUAAAUGCAUCGAUGUCUUUCUUCGAUAAUCAUUUUAUAGGAAACAUUCUAAACAGAUUCACGCAAGAUUUGACAAAUAUCGAUGAAGAGCUCUCAUUUGUUUUGGGUGAAGUAAUACGAGUGGCAUUUGAUUUGGUGGGAAUUAUAACAGUCAUAUCCUAUGUUAACUGGGUAUUUUUGGUACCAGCUUUAAUAUUUUUAGCCAUAUCCGCAGUUAUUAAACAUUUAUACAUGCCGACAGGAAGAAGCUUAAAAAGACUGGAAGCUACAACUCGUAGCCCGUUGUUGGGCCAUUUGAAUUCUUCGCUGGAAGGUUUGACAACAAUUCGAGCGUUUAAAGCACAACACAUCCUAAAACAGGAAUUCGAUCGUCAUCAGGAUCUAUACACUUCGGCACACUUUAUGUCCAUGUGCGUGUCCAGGGCCUUUGGAUUCAUUAUAGACAGCUGCUGCACAUUUUUAAUAGCUUUCGUCAUCACACGAUUUUUAUUUUUUGAUUCUAACACAUCUGCUGGAGACGUUGGUUUGGUUAUUAGCCAACUGUUUAUGUUAUCCGACGACGUUCAGUGGGGGAUUCGGCAAUGGGCUGAAGUUGAAAAUUUAAUGACGUCCGUCGAAAGAUUGCUGGAAUACACGGAAAUUAAAGAGGAAAAUAAAACAUCAGGGCAGAUUGAUAUCGAAGGCUGGCCCAAGGCCGGAUCUAUAACAUUCAAAAACGUGUCUAUGAAAUGUGGGACAGGAAACAGGGAACAUCAGGUGUUAAAAAAUGUAAACUUUUCGGUGAAAGGGCACGAGAAAGUGGGCAUCGUAGGGAGAACGGGUGCCGGAAAGUCGUCAAUUAUUUCCGCAUUGUUCAGAUUAUACGAUAUAGAAGGAUCGAUCCUUAUAGAUUCCGUCGACACAAAAUUGCUUAGCAUAGAGUACUUGCGAAAAAAUAUUGCCAUCAUUCCUCAAGAACCAAUUUUAUUCAGCGGAACGAUCCGGAGCAACAUCGACCCGAUGAAUUCGUAUUCCGAUUCGGAAAUUUGGGAUGCCCUCGAAAAAGUCCAAUUGAGAAAAUCAGUUGAAUCUUUGGAUUUUGAAAUCAGCAAUAGGGGAAGCAGUUUUAGCUCUGGUCAAAGGCAAUUGAUAUGUUUGGCGCGUGCGAUCAUUCGAAAUUGCCCGAUUGUUGUUUUGGACGAAGCUACUGCGAACAUGGAUGCGGAAACAGACGCCCUUUUACAUCAAACAAUUACUCGACAUUUUUCCAAUUGCACACUUCUUAUAAUUGCACAUCGAUUGCAUUCGAUUAUAGAUUCAAAUAAAAUAUUACUUUUAGAUAAGGGGCAAAAUAUCGAAUUCGAUACUCCCUCACAUUUACUUAGUAAUAAACAAACUAGUUUUUAUAAACUUAUGCACCAAUGUGAUUGAUUA